Messenger RNA from Mycotypha africana, 2088 nucleotides. RefSeq lists its product as uncharacterized. Bases 279 to 1961 code for a protein of 560 amino acids. NCBI's taxonomy places the organism in Eukaryota, Fungi, Mucoromycota, Mucoromycetes, Mucorales, Mycotyphaceae. The transcript has 3 exons. The record is from RefSeq and is a predicted model, not a curated record.
AGGAGAGGAAAAAGAGAAGUACCCGUUGUUUGCGUUGUGUGUGAAAUUAUAAGCCCAUAUUUUUAAUAGAUUUUUUAGAGAUUUCUAUGAUUACAUUUCGGUUCCAAAACAGGCAAAUUCCAAGAAAAGAUUAAAAAAAAAAAAAAAAAAAAAAAAGAUAAAUAUCGAGAGAAACUUUGUUCUUUUCUAUCUUACUUCUUUCUCAACAUUUUGGAUCUUUCUCUCUGCUAACACUCGACAAGGAAAGGCGUACUUCUUGAUCAAUCUUUCAUAAUAGCAUGGCACACGCAUUACUCAAUACAUCUCCUGUCAGAUUUUUCAACGCAAUACAAGAUCAUAUAGCUACAGUUACACCUUCAUUUUUAAACAAUAAAGCAUCUCAAAGCAGUGUCAACAAUGCUAAUGUAGCAAAGCAGCAGCAAGAGAAGUCAUUUCAUCCUGAACCCGUUACACUUCAACUUACUCUAGCAUCUGAAGAAACUGGCACAGAAACUGAACUGAAUCAAUCAACUUUGCCCAAGCAUAACGCACACGCUUCGGUUAAAGUGCCUGCCGCCCCAUCAUCAACUUACCCAUUAAGCAGUAGUUUAAAUUCUGAUCAGCCACAACAGCCACAUCAGCAGCUUAGUGUUCCAAAUGAUGGCUUUUUAGUAACUCCUCCACAACAGUACGGUUUGGAUUUACUGAAUCCUACAAACAGUGCCAAGGAUGAUCUAGCUCUUCAAUUUGAUGCAUUAGCUGUUGCCUCACCUAAUGGUUCUUAUUACAGUCCUCAAUUACUUGCCUCGCCAAACUCGCAAGUAACAGAUCAAUUUUUCUUGGCAGAAAAUGACUUUGCUCAGCCCCUGAUGGUGGGCAGUUUCAAUUCUGCGUACAGCCAACCAAGUCAAUAUCUAUCUGUUGGAAGCCCAGCCUCGCAAUUACACGUCAACGAUAAUAAUGCCAAUGUUCUUGGAAUAAAUAGUCCAGCUUCGACCGCACACCAACCCAUAGAUAGUAACAACAAUUACUUUUUUCUUCCACCUGGCGUUCUUGGCGCCAGCCCUCAACAAAACACAUCUCCUUAUCAUGGUGUCGGCGAUGCCGCCGCCAACCACGCUACUGUCAGUAAUUCAGCCUCACCUUUGGCAGAUACAGGACUGUACUUUACAAGUGGUCCUGGCUCUCCUAUUGAAACAAAGUAUCUUUUUCCUCCUGCUGACUUUAAUGCUGCCGCAGCAUUUUUAGACAUGGCUUCUUUUGUUUCUCAAUCAGACCAAGGACAACAGCAACAGCAACAGCAAGCCUCCUUUGCUGCUGUCAAUGAUUCUGUUACAAUUUCGCAAUUCUUGGACACAGACAAAAUCAACAGCAUCAGCACAGCAACAACGACAGUGACGCCUUCAUUCACAGACAACAAACAAAUCGAAGAGCUACAUUUUAUCCAUGAAUCAUUCGACAAUCACAAUACCACGGCUUCCCAUAAGAAAGAGAAUACCCCAGAACGAACCAAUACCAUGAUGACUACCACACCCAUUACUCAUGCUGCCAGCAGCCAUACUACGCAAAAUAACAAAGACGAUGAACACAUCGAGAAUAGCCCUACCAGUCAAAGCAGCGCUUCUGUUGCAAAGGCAGAACAACCUGUUUCGAAGAGGACGCAGUCACCAUCGUCACUACAAGCAAGAAAAACAACAAAGAUUGCUAAAUCAAUAGUGUCAAAGAAAGGUCGAAAGAAGUUGGGCAGAAUUCAUCGAUGCCCAUUUUGUCAGCACACCAGUAAUCGAGCAAAUAACAUGAAAGAGCAUAUUCAAAUACAUAACCCAAAUCGUCCUAAACCUCACCUUUGUAAAUUAUGUCAAAGACCUUUUGCACGUAAACAUGAUAUGAAUCGACACUAUUUAUCCUGUAAAAAACAUUCCACCGAUCAACCUACUCAUAUUAAUACUGUUACUACGGAUGAUAACAUUCAUUCCGAAUAAUUUCAUCACCCACCUAUUUAUAUAUUAAGCUUUUGAUACCCCCCUCUUCAUCCUAUUUUUUUAAUGUUUUCAUAUGUUUAAUAAAGAUAUAAAAAUUGCGGCUUUUUAAUUUUCCUCGAACCUAUCG